AGGCCGCUCCAUCCCAGCCCGGCGGGGAGGCCAUCUGGCCUUGCAGAACAUCCCGGAGACCGGCAGCACAAUUCACCCACCAUGGUGAAGAUCUUUGUAGGGGGCCUGUCUCCUGUGGUGACGGCCGAGGAGCUGCGGAAGCUCUUUGAGCAGUACGGGCAGGUGAACGAGUGCGACAUCCUCAAGAACUUUGCCUUCGUGCACAUGGAGAAGGAGGACGAGGCCCACCAGGCCAUCAGCGCCCUGCACAAGAGCGAGUUCUACGGGGCCCACCUGACGGUGGAAUACGCCACCUCCAAGAUCCGAAACGCUACCAAGAUCUACGUGGGGAACGUCUCCGCCAAGGCCACCACCUCCCAGAUCCGCCAGCUCUUUGAGAGGUUCGGCAAAGUGGUGGAGUGCGACAUCGUCAAGAACUACGCCUUCGUCCACAUGGCCAAGGAGAGGGAGGCGAUGGACGCCAUCUUGAACCUCAAUGACACCCCUCUGGAAGACCAGAAAAUCUUCGUCACCCUUUCUAAGAGCAACAGCUCCCUGCGGGCCGCCAAGGGGGUGGCGGGGGCGACGGCGGUGCCCACCCCGCCUCCUCCGUCCCCGAGCUACUACUUCUCCAGGGGGCGGCUGCCACCCCCGCCCCCGGCCUACACCCCCUACUGCCCCCGGGCCUGGUACGACAGAGAGUACUGCGACCGCUACUCGUACGAGCUGUACGACCGGGCCCGGGCCGCCUACGACCGGGCCUUGCCCCCUCCCCCUGCCGCCUAUAGGGAAAGGAGCCCCGUGGGCAGGCGGACAGCUGCCUCCACCGCCGUCGUGGCCCAGUACGCCGACCCGUACGCAGCUGCUGCUGCUGCGGCAGCCGCUGCUGCCGCCACCGCCGCCGCCAACCAGACCUACAACCCGGCCUACAGCCAGCCAGGGUAUGCAGCCGCUGCUGCCGCUGCCGCCACAUACUCCCAGUACAGCAUAGGAACCGCCUACAACGUGGCGGAGUACUACGAGAGGUACGCCAGCGCAUAUGCCGCCCAGUAUGCGCAGACCUUCUGA
This is a messenger RNA of Zootoca vivipara (common lizard), 1047 nucleotides long. Its product is annotated as RNA-binding protein 14-like. Gene Ontology annotation, molecular function: mRNA binding. NCBI's taxonomy places the organism in Eukaryota, Metazoa, Chordata, Lepidosauria, Squamata, Lacertidae. Gene Ontology annotation, cellular component: nucleus. The record is from RefSeq and is a predicted model, not a curated record.